GGGGCGUACAGAAAAGGCGCGCAGACCAGCCGGCCACAUUGCAGGAGUUGCUUAGGGCCGCCCGGCGUUACGCGCUCUGAGCGUCCUAACAGCGGGUUUCCCGCGACAGAGAGGCUAAUUGUGCGCGCGAGCUCGAAGGGGUACCGCGGAUGCUGACUCCGCGGGGACUGCCCGGAAUCGCCCAGGCUCCGCGCCCGCGCAAUUUCCGCACCUUCUCGCAUCCGCAUCCGGUUUUGCGGCCACGCUGGUGCACAUGCGCACACGCUCCGACUUGUUCCGCGAGAGAGGUGGGGUCUGCGAGGCGGAGCCGAGCUGAGAUGCCUGGGCUAUGAAGUCAUCCCUGGAGGCGGGGAGUGUAGGAACCCGCCCUUCGAGGUUCCUCCCCCAAUGAGACGAGGGCCAGAUCCAGGCUGUCUACGUUUCAGUGUUAACGGCUGCCGCGCGAACUCCGAUCCCGGCGCACGCGCACAUGCGCCUGGGGCGGUGGUUGGAGGCUACGGGCGCACGGGACUCGGGGAGCUGGCGGGCGGGCGCGGCGAUGGGCGAGGCGGAUGCGGGGACGCCUUCUUUCGAGAUGACCUGGAGCAGCACAACAAGCAGUGGCUACUGCAGCCAGGAGGACUCAGACUCGGAGCUCGAGCAGUACUUCACGGCGCGUACCUCACUGGCGCGCAGGCCGCGUCGGGACCAGGACGAGCCUGUGGAGUGGGAGACACCUGACCUUUCUCAGGCUGAGGUUGAACAGAAGAUCAAGGAGUACAAUAGCCAGAUCAACAGCAACCUUUUCAUGAGCCUGAACAAGGAUGGCUCCUACACAGGCUUCAUCAAAGUUCAACUGAAGCUGGUGCGUCCUGUCUCAGUGCCUUCCAGCAAGAAGCCACCCUCCUUGCAGGAUGCCAGGCGGGGCCCAGGGCGGGGCACAGCUGUGAAGCGCCGGACCUCCUUCUACCUGCCCAAGGAUGCUGUCAAGCACCUGCAUGUGUUGUCACGCACGCGGGCACGUGAGGUCAUUGAGGCCCUACUUCGCAAAUUCUUGGUGGUAGAUGACCCCCGCAAGUUUGCACUCUUUGAGCGGGCUGAACGCCAUGGCCAAGUGUACCUCCGGAAGCUGUUGGAUGAUGAGCAGCCCCUGCGGCUGCGGCUCCUUGCAGGGCCCAGCGAGAAGGCCCUAAGCUUUGUCCUCAAGGAGAAUGACUCUGGGGAGGUGAAUUGGGAUGCCUUUAGCAUGCCUGAACUACACAACUUCCUGCGCAUCCUACAACGGGAGGAAGAGGAACACCUCCGCCAGAUCCUGCAAAAGUAUUCCUAUUGCCGUCAGAAGAUCCAGGAGGCCCUGCACGCCUGCCCCCUGGGGUGACCUCUUGUACCCCUGGGUGAAAGGAGGAGAGUAGGCAGCGCCGAGGGCGUGCCGUGUGAGUGUGACAGGGCCCAUGUGGCCUGAAGAAUGAGUGUGUAUGGAGCUCGUCUCUUACUGGGGGAAUGAGCCCAAAGAACAGCAAAGGAGCUGGCCCCCUGUGUCCACCCACAGGUGUAGCAGAGCAUGGCUCUGUACCCUUCUGCCCUUCAUGUAGUGAAUCAUGGUGGGCCAGGGUUGCCCCCAAGAAGCUGCUCCAGUCUUGGAGCAGGGAUAGAGCAGAAUUAAGUCUCCUUAAUUCAUGUCUCAGAUACCAGAAUCUUGGGAGACCCUACAAACAGCAUAGGGUCGUGUUUGCAGGGAUAAGGACCCUCACCUAUGGGGAAAAGUCGUAUGUUUUGGGUCUUGGAUGGGGUUUCAGAACAGUUGGAUCCAGGGGCAGGUGUUCAAGAUAAGGCAGGUGUGGGGGAAGAGUCUAGGUUUCCCUCUACAGUGGCUUCUGACUCCUCACACACACUGGAGUCAGGGAAUGCUGGCUCAUGGUGCAGCAACAGUGCCUCAGUUCCUCCUCCAAGGAGGAUGUCCCUGGGCCAGGGUCUGUGUGAGUGUGGGCGCUGGUCCAGGUCUGUGCCUUGUUUGCCAAUCAAAGUGAGGGUCUUUCCCUCAGUUAUUUUUGAUGAUGUGUGCGAAUGUAUGUAAUAUUCUGUGGCCUCAGCUGCAUGCCUCCUGUGGGGAAGGGGGUGAGGGUGACAGUCAUCAUCAGGGCGUGGGGCCUGAGAGAAUUGGCUGAAUAAAGAUUUAAGAAUUCUGCUUUUGAACUC
Ailuropoda melanoleuca (giant panda) is the source of this 2175-nucleotide messenger RNA. RefSeq names its product Ras association domain family member 1 (gene RASSF1). Gene Ontology annotation, cellular component: microtubule cytoskeleton; nucleus. The transcript has 5 exons. Lineage: Eukaryota; Metazoa; Chordata; Mammalia; Carnivora; Ursidae. Gene Ontology annotation, biological process: Ras protein signal transduction. The coding region runs from base 470 to 1357 and encodes 295 amino acids. The record is from RefSeq and is a predicted model, not a curated record.